UCCUGCAUUUAUCCGAUCCUGGGUCAUAAACUGUGCGGAUGGAAUUUUGUUGCUAUGGACAAGGAAGAGGCUGCCGUGAAUUGCGCUCGAAGAAACGUCGAGGUAAACAACAUGCAGGACUACAUACGGGUAGUGAAGGUGAACGACGAGUGCUCAUUUUAUGACGUUGUGUCGUCCAGCUCGAUUCCUUGCUUUCAUUUCCUGAUGUGCAACCCGCCGUUUUACUCUUCCGCUACCGAGUCGAUGUCAAUCAGUCGUGAACGACGCCCCAAGCCGCAUUCAGCGACCACCGCGAAGCCAGUGGAAGUGUAUGCUGAAGGCGGCGAGAUCGUUUUCAUUGGAAAGAUUAUCGAAGACAGCUUCAAACUUCAAAAGAAAGUCAGAAUUUAUACAUCGAUGAUCGGUAAGAAGACCAGUUUGGGGCCGAUAAAAAAUAAGCUAAAGGAAUUGCACGUAAUUGUGACAGUUUUUUCUCUCUCCGUUGUCAGACGCUGGUUGAUGACCGGAUUUCAUUGCAGGUUUCUCAGAUGUGCGAGACGACGUUUUGUCAAGGAAAGACGCAGCGGUGGGCGGUCGCGUGGUCAUUCGAUCCAAGCGUUUCACUAA
Molecule: messenger RNA, 606 nt
Organism: Soboliphyme baturini
Lineage: Eukaryota; Metazoa; Nematoda; Enoplea; Dioctophymatida; Soboliphymatidae
Source: the annotation of a GenBank genome assembly